Callorhinchus milii (elephant shark) is the source of this 3724-nucleotide messenger RNA. Its product is annotated as unconventional myosin-Ib. Gene Ontology annotation, molecular function: microfilament motor activity; actin filament binding; ATP binding. Gene Ontology annotation, biological process: actin filament organization; vesicle transport along actin filament. Bases 119 to 3319 code for a protein of 1066 amino acids. Gene Ontology annotation, cellular component: actin cytoskeleton; microvillus; myosin complex. The record is from RefSeq and is a predicted model, not a curated record. The transcript is spliced from 29 exons. NCBI's taxonomy places the organism in Eukaryota, Metazoa, Chordata, Chondrichthyes, Chimaeriformes, Callorhinchidae.
CAGCCGAGGGAGCCAGAGUCCGAGAGCUUUCAGCAAACCUAGGGCAGAAACCUUUGGCCGUCGAUCACUGGGGGGAACAAAGCCAACAGAUUCCAUCAUCACGACAACAAGUGUCAACAUGGACCCCUCACUGCUCGGCGAGACCACCGGGGUGGGAGACAUGGUGCUGCUCGACCCGCUGACCGAAGACUCGUUACUCUCCAACCUCAAGAAGCGGUUCAACAAGAAUGAAAUCUACACCUACAUCGGAAAUGUAGUUGUAUCAAUCAACCCGUACCAGUCGCUGCCCAUCUACACGCCGGAGAUGAUCGCAGAGUACCGCAAAUGUAACCUGUACGAGCUCAGACCCCACAUCUACGCCAUUGUGGACGAUGCAUACCGAUCGCUGCAGGAAAGAGACAGGGACCAAUGCAUUCUCAUCACCGGGGAGAGCGGAUCAGGAAAGACAGAGGCCAGUAAGCUUGUGAUGUCUUACGUUGCCGCCGUUUGUGGUAAAGGAGAAGAGGUCACAAAAGUAAAAGAACAACUGCUUCAGUCUAACCCUGUGCUGGAAGCCUUCGGAAACGCAAAGACCAUCCGGAAUGACAACUCUUCCAGAUUCGGCAAAUACAUGGACAUCGAGUUCGACUUCAAGGGCGAUCCUCUGGGCGGAGUUAUCAACAACUAUCUCCUGGAGAAAUCCCGGGUGGUCAAACGCUCAAGAGGGGAGAGGAACUUCCACAUCUUCUACCAGCUGUUGGCCGGAGGCUCUUCAAAAUCCCUGAGGAAUCUCAAGCUAGACAAGGACUUCACCAAGUACUCGUAUCUCACCACCGAGGCUGUUACCUUGAGUGGGAUGGAUGAUGCCUCCAAUUUUAAGGCCGUCAAAGAGGCCAUGAAGGUGAUUGGCUUCAGGCGGCAGGAAGUGAAAUCGGUGAUGGAGGCCGUCACUGUGGUGAUGAAGCUCGGCAACAUCCAGCUACAGGCGGACAGUGGGACUGAGAGGUGCUACAUCAAGGACGGCAAAGCGCUGGCAGAGAUCUGUGACCUGAUCGGCUUGGAACAGAAGAUUCUUGAACGCGCCCUCUGCUUCCGCACGGUGGAGGCGAAGAGUGACAAAGUCUCCACCUCACUGAACGCAGCUCAGGCUUACUUUGCUCGCGACGCUCUGGCAAAAAAUCUGUACAACCGUUUAUUCAACUGGCUGAUAAAGCGCAUCAAUGAGAGCAUCCAGGUGAAAGCGCAGGUAGAGCACAAGGUGAUGGGGGUACUGGAUAUCUACGGAUUUGAGAUCAUUGAGCACAACAGCUUCGAGCAGCUGGUGAUCAAUUACUGCAACGAGAAGCUGCAGCAAGUCUUCAUCGAGCUGACACUGAAGGAGGAGCAGGAGGAGUACGUGAGGGAGGGCAUCAAGUGGACCCAGGUUGAAUAUUUUGAUAACACCAUCAUCUGUGACCUGAUCGAAAAUGGGCGGCGGGGGGUGUUGGCGAUGCUGGACGAGGAGUGCCUGAGACCGGGGAAGGCGACAGACGGCAGUUUCCUGCACAAACUGAACCAGAUUUGCCGCGAUCACCGUCACUACGAGAGCCGAGAAACCCAGAGCCAGAGAUUCAUCAGCGACUCCUCACUGACUGACCACUACUUCCGUGUCCAGCACUAUGCCGGCAAGGUGACGUAUAACAUCAUCGGGUUCAUGGACAAGAAUAAUGACCUGCUGUACCGGGACCUCUCGCAGGCCAUGUGGCAAGCCCAACAGACCCUCAUCAAGUCCCUCUUCCCCGAGGGGAACCCUAGCAAAGUCUCCCUGAAGCGGCCGCCCACGGCCGGCAGCCAGUUUAAAGCCUCCGUCGCGAUCCUCAUGAAGAACCUCCUCGCCAAAAACCCCAACUACAUCAGGUGCAUAAAACCCAAUGAGACCAAGAAGCGGGGGGUGUUUGAGGAGGGGUUGGUGGGGACACAGGUGAGGUACUUGGGGCUGAUGGAGAACGUGCGAGUGCGUCGAGCUGGCUAUGCUUACCGUCAGCUGUACGAGCCGUGCCUCCGCCGCUACAAGAUGAUGUGUAAAAGGACAUGGCCCAACUGGAAGGGAAACGAUAGGGAUGGAGUAAAAGCGCUUCUGAGUGAAUUAAAUAUCCCGCCGGAAGAAUACAGAUUUGGCCAGACUAAGAUCUUCAUCAGAACCCCGCAGACACUCUUUGACCUGGAAGCUCGGAGGAGGAAGAGGAUGGGGGAGCUGGCGACCAUGAUUCAGAAGACAUUCCGCGGCUGGACAUGUCGCAAGCACUUCCUGCUGAUGAAGAAGAGUCAGGUCACCAUCGCAGCCUGGUCCAGGCGUCACAUGCAAAUGAAGAAAUACCAGAACAUGAGGAGGGCAGCUAUCGUGAUUCAGACCUGGAUCAGAGUUUGGCGCGCCCGACGGCAGCUGAGAGACCUGAAGGACCGGAAGCACGAGGCGCAGGCCGUCAGCUUGAUUGCCGCCGGUUGGCACGGUUACCAGGUGCGUAAACAAUACAGGAAAUACUUCAAGAGCGACGCUGUGAAGAAGAUCUGUCACUUCAUCAUCACCAGAAUAAUCCAGAAAUACUUACUGACCCUGAGGAAUUCGCUGCCCCCGAUGUCGCCCAUCGAUAGAACAUGGCCGCCACCAAGGUACCACUUCCUGGUGUCCACUCACCGACACCUGCACAGCAUCUUCCAGGCCUGGAAGUGCAAGAAAUACAGGGAGAAUUUGCCCAAGCAGCGGAAAGUUGAUCUGGAAGUGAAGCUACAUGCCAGCCAGCUCUUCAAGGACAAGAAGUCGGCAUACCCGUCCAGUGUGAGGAUACCAUUCCAGGGUCAGUACCUACAGCCGCAGCAAAGCUCCAAAUACCAGAAGCUACUGAGCAGCAUGGAGGGCCAACCUCUGCUCCUGGACACCAUCACCAAGAUCAACAGGAAGGACGGCAAGAAUUCUCCGCGGAUCCUGCUGAUGACCACCGGCUACUUGGCGCUGGCUGACCCCAAGUCGCCGCAGAUUAAAACUCUGCUCAAAGUGGAGGAGAUCAGCAGCCUGUCUGUCUCUACCCGUGGAGACGGUGUCCUCGCCCUGCACCUCACCCAGAACUGCGCGAUGGGAAAGAAAGGAGAUUUCCUGCUGAGCAGUGACCACCUGGUGGAGUUGGUGACAAAGCUUCACCGCAGCUCAGGCCACGCGAUAUCCCUGCACAUCACCGACCAGAUGUCGAUGAAAUUCGGGCAGAACGCCGUCAGCAUCACCUUCGUCGCCGCCAACGGGAAAAACGGCGUCAGCACCACUUGCAAGAAGCGAAGCAGCCGGGCAUUCGAGAUGCAAGUUCCCUGACCAUCUCCCCACCCCCCGACCGUCCUCCCCACCCCACCCUGACAGUCUCUCCCCACCCCUUGAACAUCCCUCCCCAUACUGACCACCUUCCCCCACGUUAACAGCCUCUCUUUCCAACACACUGACCGUCUUUCCCACCGUUCCCCCCUUGACCACAUACCCCAAUCCUGACUCCCCGUCUAUCUGUCCCCUAACCAUCUCUCUCCCCACAUUCUACCCGGAAUGGAAACUGUGAUGUUUUGGGCUCAGGAAUGAAGAGGACAAUCCACCCGGACAAUCCUUUUUAUAUUUAUUUUCGGAUUGCGCAUUAAAUACCAAUCAGGUUUGCAAAUACAGUGUCAAUGAUAACAGUGAUCUCUUAAGUGCAUAAAUAUAAUUGCUUUAAUAAAAUGAGCUUCAACUCUG